Molecule: messenger RNA, 1027 nt
Organism: Chironomus riparius
Lineage: Eukaryota; Metazoa; Arthropoda; Insecta; Diptera; Chironomidae
Source: the annotation of a GenBank genome assembly
AAAAAAUAUUGAGUACCCCUUGAAAAAUAAAUUCUUUAAUUCAAUCAUUUUUCAUAAAUUAGUGUGAAAUACACAGUAAAAAUAUGUCAUCCUCACAAACAACAACAGUUAAUGAUCCACAUUUGGACAAUACAACAACGACUAACAACGACACACUUCCAAAUAAUAAUAGCCAAGAGCCUUCAACUAGCACAGAUAGUUCACAAUAUCGUUCAUCUACCCAAUAUUCAUUUAAACCGCCACCAGAAAAUAGUAAAACAUCCACAAAGCCCGAUCUUGAUGAUAAUGAGGAAGAGAAACGUGAUGAUUCGAUGUAUGUCUGUAAUAUAUGCUUAGAUAUAGCUAAAGAGUCAGUUAUAACAAUGUGUGGACAUUUAUUUUGUUGGCCAUGCUUAAAUUGUUGGCUAGAAACUAAACCUCAGCGUCAGUUAUGUCCAGUUUGUAAAGCAGCGAUUAGUAAAGAUAAAGUAGUUCCUUUAUAUGGACGAAAUAAUGAAAAGCAACAAGAUCCACGUUCAAAGAAAAGUCCACCACGUCCACAAGCACAGAGAACGGAACCUGAUAAUUCACAAAAUUAUCAAGGUUUUCAGUCAUUUGGCGAUGCUGGAUUUCAUCUUUCCUUUGGUAUUGGAGCAUUUCCUUUUGUCUUUUUCGGAUCUAGUUUUAAUUUUAAUGAUAUUCGACAAAGGAAUGGACAGAAUGGGUCACAAUUUGAAGAAGAUCAGUUCUUAUCGAAAGUUUUCUUAUGGGUUGCAAUCAUUUUCUUCUGCUGGCUUAUUUUGGCAUAAUUAACAGUAACUAGUAAUUCAGCUAUAGCGUGACAUUCCAUGUUUCUGUUGGAACUAAACUAUUAUGUGUAAUAAGUUAUUGUCAGUUAUUGUAUUUUGGAUCAAGAGGAAAAUGAAAUGAAAUGAGGUAAAGGAUCAUUUUAAUGAAUUAUCAAUUUUAUUCUAUACAUGUAGAUUUUAAUAAUGCAAAUCAAACUGUGUAAAGUGUAACUUUGUCUAUAUUUAUCGUGAUUUAUUAA